CCCAACUCAUAAAUCUCUAGAAAAUUUUAUUUUCACAAUAUUAUAUAAUAUAUGGCCACCCCCAAACCCCUAAUUAGAAUAGCCAAGAGGUGGCAGAAGGCGGCGGCCGCCACGCAGCGGCGGCGGCGGAUCUUGCUGCCGAGAACCAGAAAAAGCUCCUCCACGGCCACGGUGGCGGACAAGGGGCACUUCGUGGCGUACACGGUGGACCAAAAACGGUACGUUUUGCCAAUAGGGUAUCUGGGGAGCCACGUUUUCAGGGAGCUGUUGAAGAUGUCGGAGGAGGAAUUUGGGCUGCCGAGGGAUGGGCCGAUAACGCUGCCGUGUGAGGCGGCGUUUGUGGAAUAUGCCUUGUCUUUGAUCCGACGACAUGUCGACCGGGACGUGGAGAAGGCUCUGCUAUUGUCGCUUGCUCCUCCGCCGGCUACAUGCUCCUUUGGUUCUAGUGGUUUCUUCUCAGUGAUGGUUUGUGGGUUUUGAGUUUAGUGGGAUAAAAAACAAUAUAUAUAUAUAUAUAAACACGAUUUUGUAAACUAAUUUUUGUUCUUUGUUGUAAUUAAUCUUAAUUAUUUACUUCUUUAAUCAAAUCCAAUUGAGUUGUUGGUGAGAUAUUUAGGAUUUCUCAAACCAAUUCUGAUUAUCUAAUUUUUUUGUUUUUG
Molecule: messenger RNA, 659 nt
Organism: Momordica charantia (bitter melon)
Lineage: Eukaryota; Viridiplantae; Streptophyta; Magnoliopsida; Cucurbitales; Cucurbitaceae
Product: auxin-responsive protein SAUR68
Biological process (GO): response to auxin
Source: RefSeq, a predicted model, not a curated record